Danio rerio (zebrafish) is the source of this 776-nucleotide messenger RNA. The record is from RefSeq and is a predicted model, not a curated record. NCBI's taxonomy places the organism in Eukaryota, Metazoa, Chordata, Actinopteri, Cypriniformes, Danionidae.
UUUUUCAAUCUUUUUGGCAAAGAAGUCUGAGAUAUGAUCAACAUGACAGAGUGCUGAUCACAGUACUCUUUGGAAUAAUGAUUCUGAUAUGCAUCUUCAAUAUCAUUUUCUUAUUGGCUGAGCUCAUUAGAAAUAAAGAUGGCCACAUGCGUGCUGUAUUGGACCUGGUGUCUGACAUUGGUCAUGAGGUUCUGCCUCCUUUACAACUAAUCUUCCUUUUUUAUGCCUUCGGUGCUUCUGGCGGAGCACUUUUUGUUGUUGGGGUUUUUCCACUGUUCUUAACUUUGACCAGAUAUAACUGGAAUGAAGCCUGUGUGGAAAAAUUCAAAUGUUUACGCUCGUUCAGGAGAGCAGCUUGGCUCUUUUUCAUGAUUGUGAUGAUUGCAAUAAAGGUCUAUUCAUAUUUUUUAGCCCUGGGAAAAGAAAAAGAUUGUGUUGGGUGGUACUGCGUAGCUGCCUUUCUUCAUGUACUCUGGGGAAUUGUUGUCCUGAAGCACUCAUUCGGUGACCUGGAGCUUCCUUUUAGACGCAUUGUGUAUCUCACUGGAUCAGUGGCUGUCCCUUUUGUCAACUCCACUGCACUGAUGACAGAACUGAUUUAUAAGAUGGCUAAUGGUGAGCGUGCCGUGGAGGAUCUGAGGAAGGUCGUCUUUUCCACUGAAUGCGUCUUUGUCUUUGUUGUGCUUCUCCUAAUCAUAUUUCAACCACUCAUCAAAAAGCACUUUCAGUGUUCAGCUGAGUCUAAUCCAGCAAGUGGACAGAAUGAGCAUUUGCAG